Anopheles coluzzii is the source of this 2023-nucleotide messenger RNA. Its product is annotated as fibrinogen-like protein A. NCBI's taxonomy places the organism in Eukaryota, Metazoa, Arthropoda, Insecta, Diptera, Culicidae. The transcript has a single exon. Bases 377 to 1171 code for a protein of 264 amino acids. The record is from RefSeq and is a predicted model, not a curated record.
GUCAUUGCCGCCCAGUGCUCAUAGUAAAGAAGCAAAGUGAUCGUUUCUAGCUCAUCAUGUUUGUUGCAAACAUAAUAUUGGGCUUUGUGUUGGUUUUGAUUUUAACAUCGAAGGUGUACAGUACUGAGCCAAAUGUAACAGAUAAGAAUUGCGGUGGAUUUGCAUUUGAAAUGUUAGUGACUAAGCUAGAAUAUCUUCAGCACACACUAAGCGAGAUGGAUGCCGCGAUGAAGCAUACCGAAAAGACACUAUUUCAGGCAAUAAAUCAGAUAGGUCAAACAGUUGACCAGAAGCUGUCACAUCAGGAAAACCUGACGCAAGGCUGAUUAACAGUCAUCAAUCAGCAAAGCCAGACAAUGGUGAACAAUCUUACCACAUGCAGAACCAUUUCAAUCACAUGUUUUCGAAUCAUAGCUGGUCGAUAAACGAACUGAUGUGGAAUGAGAUUAGAAUGCUUGUAUCGAAAAACGAUGUACCACGAUCUAAGAUCGAUUCCGGUGACCAUCCUCAAGCUGUAACGUUUCGAUCGUGCAAGGAAAAUCCAUCGCAGCUGUCCGGCAAGUACAUCAUUCAGUCUACCGAAGCCGAUGAACCGUUCCUGGGAUAUUGCGAACAGACUGCAUUUGCAGGAGGUUGGUUGGUGUUUCAGCAUCGUUACGAUGGAUCGGUCGGCUUUUACCGCAACUGGACCGAGUAUCGGGACGGGUUUGGAAGCAUUGAUGGGGAGUUCUGGCUCGGGUUGGAGCAGUUGCACCGUUUGACGUCGGCACGAGUGUACGAGCUCUUGGUGGAGUUGAAAGAUUUUUCUGGAAACUACAUGUAUGCACGUUACGAUGAAUUCGCGAUCGGAAGUGAGGCGCAGCAAUAUCAGCUAACGAAGCUGGGAUCGUACAGCGGUACGGCAGGAGACUCAUUAAUUUAUCACAAAGACGCGAAGUUUUCGACGAGGGAUCGAGACAACGAUGACAAUCAGGGGGGAAACUGUGCUUCCCGGUGCAGCGGAGCAUGGUGGUACAAGAACUGUGCCGAUUCCAACCUUAAUGGCGUUUAUAUGAGAGAAAACGGAGCCAAAGCAAUGAGCUGGUACCACUACAGAUUAUCUAGAUUUGGUUUAGCUUACUCAAGACUGAUGAUUCGUGAAAGACAACAGAUCAAUAAAAGAAAUGGAUAAAGUAUCAGUGAUGGUUCGUUUUUAUUUUGAGUUAUAUAGCUUGAAAAAAGAAGCAGGCAGAUAGUUAAGUUAAGGAUAAUCAUAUAGAUAUAUCCUAUCGCAUGGUUAAUUUUAUAUUCCAGAUUGUUUGAUUUGGAUCGUACAUAAGUUGCAUUUGUGUGGAAUGAUCGAACAAAAAAUGAAAGACAAUAAUAUUGCAAUGGGAUCGCGCUACAAACGGGAGAUAAGAAAUUCAUUCCUUGGGGAAAUAACCGUCGGAUGUGCACACUGUAGCUGCUUCUCGAUCUUGUUGGAGAAUGUAAAACUACAGUCGUUGCCGCAAAAUUUUGACUCUAACCCACCUAUUUUCGACUAAAUAAUGACUAUAGAACUAAAAAAAUAUAUUUUUUCUCUUAAAGCAAACAGAUUAAACGGGUUUUGUAUUGUUGAGGUGAUUUUAAAUUACAAUUGUCAAAAAUCUGCUCAAAUACCUUGUAAAUUUGUCAUGAUUCCUACAAGAGUUGAAAAGUGAUGAGUUCUAGACAAAAUAGAUGCGUUAGAGUCAAAAAUUGAUGCGGACUGUCACAAAUUGAUGCCUUAGAGGCAAAAAUUGACGCGCACUGCCUAUUAUUGAUGGCUGAGAGCUAAAAUUAGGUGGCAACGACUGUAUUAUUUGCACACCCAUUGAGGGUUAAUGAGCGAGAUAUAUUGGAGUGCGUAUCAGCAUGUCAGCACUCUCACGAGAAUUGCCAACCUCAUUUACCCGCAUUACCAUUGUGAUUAGAGAUUACUGCAAAUUGUGUAUAAUACGAGCAUUUAAGUAUAUUCAAUACCAAAUCCAUCCGCUGAAAUAAAGACUUAUUUUUUAUUUUU